Molecule: messenger RNA, 3102 nt
Organism: Cylicocyclus nassatus
Lineage: Eukaryota; Metazoa; Nematoda; Chromadorea; Rhabditida; Strongylidae
Source: the annotation of a GenBank genome assembly
AUGCAGUUCACUGCAACCACAAAUCAUAGGAUUUACAUUUCUUCAAGGUGUGUAUUCAUAGUGUAUGCAGUUUUGGUUGGCUGUUCUUUGGCAACUCAAGUGCGCAUUGAUUGUUUCCCAGAGUUAGGCGCUAAUCAAGGCAAAUGUGAAGAGAGAGGCUGUACAUGGUUAAAUGCAGAGCAGGAUAACAGAAAUGAACCAUGGUGUUUUUUCAAAGAAGGUUUAGGUUACACAAAAGCAUCAACAAAUGGUUCGGUGAUUACUCUACAGAAAGAUGAGGCUGUCAAAAAUCCCUGGGCUACUGAGGAAAAUCCAGAUCUUCAGCAAAUAUUCUUUGCUUCGAGACUGCUUGGGAAAGUGUUAAACAUAAAAAUUAACGCACCUGAAAGAUACGAUCCGCCGACAGAUAUGUUUCCCAACCUACUGAAACCAUGGAAAGAGAAUUCUGGUCCAAUUCCGGAAAAUGCUUUUUCACUAACAACCAAAGGAGAGGGAGGGUUCUCCUUUACUGUGGCACGAGCAUCUACGAAUACAAUUCUUUUUGAUAGCUCUAUCGGUGCACUUAUAUUUUCCGACAAAUUCCUCCAAAUUGCUACAUCGCUUCCUUCGGAAAACAUGUUUGGAUGGGGAGAAAAUGUUCAUCUUAAACUCAAACAUGAUUUCACAAAGUGGACUACGUGGGCUAUGUUUGCUAGGGACGAACCUACAAACGCGCGCCAUGUAGGAACGAGAAAUGUUUAUGGUGUACAUCCAUUUUACAUGGUGAUUGAACCCGAUGGUAACGCUCAUGGAGUGUUAAUCUUGAAUAGCAAUGCUCAAGAUAUUACCACAGCGCCAGGACCAGCACUGAUUUAUCGCACAAUAGGAGGGAACCUCAACCUCUUCUUCUUUCCCGGACCAACACCUGAGGAAGUAACCCAGCAAUAUCUUGAAAUGAUCGGCAAACCCUUCUUGCCUGCAUACUGGGCGUUCGGAUUCCAAAUUAGCCGUUGGGGCUACCAUACUUUUGAGAAUCUGAAGAAGGUAAUUGAGAGAAAUAUUGAAGCUGGUGUACCUCUAGAUGUAGUAGUAUGUGAUAUUGACUACAUGGAUGAAAAUAGGGAUUUCACUGUUGGCAAAAAAUUUGAAGGACUUCCAGAAUACAUAAGUUCUUUGCGCAGCAGAGAAAUGCGAAGUGUGUUUAUGUUUGACCCUGCCGUUCCUGUGGAUUACGAGCCUUUUAAUAGAUCGCUCAAAGCGGGUGCACGAUUUGUAGAAUGGGAACGAAAGGAUCAAGUCAUGACAUCAGUUCAAGACCUUUACCCAUUGGCAAAAGACACAAAAAUAAUGCUUGGAGUAGUAUGGCCAAACGUCCAUGUAGCCUUUCCUGACUUUUUGGAUCCACACAAUAACACAAUGGCUUGGUGGAUCGAUGAGUUUAUAAAGUUCCAUGAUAAGGUCUCAUACGACGGUAUCUGGAUCGACAUGAACGAACCCGCUAACUUUGGAACGAAUGAAGAUAACCCUUUUUACUACACAGAUACAAGCCUAGCCCAUUCCAAAAUUCCUCCCCUUAAGUGCACAGUCGUGGGUGAGGGAUGGGAAUGGGAUGCACCACCGUAUCCUACGCACGCGGUAUUCAUAGACGAGGGGAGAUCGCAUCUAUGUUCGAAAACAUUGUGUAUGAACGCUGUGUUAGGUGGUGGAAAGCAGCGCUUCUAUAACGUGAAGAAUUUGUAUGGUCUUAGCGAAGCCAUAGUAACUUCGCAAGCGCAGUAUAAAGCUACAAAAAAGCGUGGAUUUGUAGUAUCAAGGUCUACAUUUGUUUCAAAUGGACACUAUGCUGGCCAUUGGCUUGGUGAUAAUUCGGCACAAUGGGAAGAUCUUCGCGCUGGGAUCAUCGGCGUUCAAGAAUUCAACAUGUUCGGCAUCCCAUACGUUGGAACAGACAUUUGUGGGUUCAAUGGCGAUACAAAUGAGGAGCUAUGUCUAAGAUGGCAACAAAUGGGCGCUUUUCAUUCAUUUAUGAGAAACCAUAAUGGUUUGAAAGAAGCGCCACAAGAUCCUGCUAUGUGGCGUUCUGUGACCUUAGCGACGAUAAAUGCAAAUCGUUUUCGUUAUAGCUAUCUGCCAUAUCUCUACAGCUUGCACUUCAACGCGUCCUUGUUUGGUGGAACUGUUGUCCGGCCUAUGUUUUAUGAAUAUCCAAAAGACAAAAUAACAUAUACGGAUACAGAUUAUCAGUUUCUAUGGGGGAGAUCGAUGCUCAUCGCUCCUGUUGUCUAUCAAGGAGCUAGAAGCGUACCUACAUACGUGCCUCAGGACGAGUGGUAUUCUCUUUACGUCUACAAGUACGGCCAAAGAAUCAAUAGUGGUAAACAAUACUUGCCGGCUCCAGCAUUUCAACAUAUCCCAGUCCUUGUGAGAGGAGGAUCAAUUAUACCACGUCAAAAACCUGAAAACACAACCGAUCAUACACGAAAAAAUCCUUUUGAACUACUUAUUGUUCCUGGAGAUUCCGAUGGUCGUGCAGCUGGCUUUCUAUACUGGGAUGAUGGCGAGAGCAUUGUUGAAUCUUUUGAAACCUAUCCUUUCUUUUCAUGGAAAUUCUCCUUUUCACUUAAGGAAGAGCAAGCAACCCUUGUCAUUGAUAGAGAACGUUCAGCUAAUUUGGUGAUCCCCAUACUCGCCAAAUUAGAGAUUUUCAACUACAAAUUUAUGCCAAAAUUCUCAGAAGCAACCUUGAAUGGCAAAAAGGCAAAUCUCAUUAAUGUCGAGCUGUCUCAUUACGAUAAUGAAUCUAAAAUAUUGUACAUUCAUUUGCGACGUAAGAUUGAUUUGGCAGCAUCAAACGCCGAACAUCUAGAACUUACAUGGAAGAAUCAGGUUGGGGAAGACGAGGAAGAAGAGGACGAAAUUACAUCCUCGACACAAGCAAUGAUCAAGAGUACCCCUGCUACCACUGUCACCGGCGAAGGUUUCGAUUAUUAUGAGGAAGAGGGUACUACUACCACCAAGUACAAACAGGAGGAUAAACAGAAAAGCGCUUUGAUGUGCAGAUGUUAUAGUUAUAUCUUGUCCGCUAUUCUUUUUAUCAUUCAAACCUUUUACCAACUUUAUUAA